GGGAGGCGCGAAGCUUUUAGGUCUGCCCUAAUCUGAGUUCCUUCUCCCGGCGCCGACGUAGCUUCGCUCUGUUCUUCGCUGCGCAAACUGCGGCUCAUCGGUGCCCAUUCGUACUCUUAUAGAAGGUCAGCCUUCCCUUCUCUAAAACCCUUGUAAAAAAUUUCGAAUUCGAAAAUGAUGAAUGAUGAAGAGGAGAGAAUGGGAGAAAUGAUGAAUGAUGAAGAAGAGGGAAUGGGAGAAAAUGAUCCACAUAACAAUGAAAAGAAAUUGAUGGACGAAGCUUGUCAACAGAUUCUUAGAUUUUAUCGCACAAGUGGUAUUCCCUUUUAUUGUGCAAAAAAUCCAGAAUUUGUAAAAAUAUUUGAAUUGGUUGAAAAAUGUGGUUCGAAAUUUGUACCUCCUUCCUACCAUGAGCUUAAAAAGUUUUCUCUAAAAAAGGAAAUGAAGAAUACAAUUGAUAGGCUUGAGUACAAAUAUAAUUGGAAGAAGACAGGUUGCUCAAUAAUAUGUGAUGAAUGGACAGACACAAAGGGAAGAUUUUAUUGUGAUUUUUUGCUGAAUAAUCCAGAAGGAACUAUUUUUUUGAAAUCUAUCAAUACAUCUGAAUUUUCUGAAACAAAUGAAAAAGUUUUUAAUGCACUGAAUGAAAUAGUUGAAGUGGUUGGAGAGGAGUAUGUUAUUCAAGUGAUAACUAGGAAUACUACAAAUUAUAAGGAUGCCGUGGAGAUGUUGAUAGAAAAAAGAAAAAAGAUUUUUUGGAGUCCUUGUGUCGUCCAAUUGUUAGAUGGAAUUCUAGAAGACUUUGAAAAUAACUUGUCAUAUCAUUGGAUAACUAUUGGUAAAGGUAAAAAGAUUAGUACAUUUAUUUGUUCAAGAACCAGAGUAAUUUUGAUGUUAAGAGAUUUCACUAAAGGCAAGCAUUGGAGCAUACCAACUAUUACUCCAUUGGCUACUGCAUAUUUGACUUUGUUAUAUCUUAUUGAUAUGAAAGACGCACUUAUUGCAAUGUUUUCAUCGGAGCAAUGGAAGUCAAAUGAAUUGGCAAAGACAAGAGAGGGAGAAGAAAUACAACAAAUAGUUCAGGAUUAUGGAUUUUGGCAUGAAAUAGUCUAUUGUAUGAUCUUUGCUCUUCCUAUCAUUGAACUACUUCUGAAGAUAUAUUCCGAUGAGCAACCAACCAUGGGAUUCAUUUAUAAAGAGAUGAAUAGUGCAAAAGAGAGUCUUCAAUCAUGGAAUAAUAUAAAAGGGUAUGAGGUUAUUUGGAAAAUAAUUAAACAAAGAUGGAAUCCACUACUUCACCCACAGUAUAUAGCAAGUCAUUUUUUGAACCCUCAAUUGAUCUACGAUUCCACUUACCAGUUUCAUUCUAAAUCUAAUGAGGGAUCUUUUGCUUGGUUAGCAAAAUUAAUAAUUGAUUACGAUGAUGAUCUAAGCAUGACCGCAGAAAAUCUGAAAAAGAUAGAGCAUCAAAUCGUUGAUUUUUCAAUCUCUAAGGGAUUAUUUGGAAGUAAGGCUGCAAUUCUGAUGAGAAAUACAAAAGAUCCAGCUAAGUGGUGGGAUUCAUAUGGAAAGCAUUGUCCUGAGCUGCAAAGGAUGGCGAUUCACCUAUUAAGUUUGACUUGUAGUUCUUGUGGAAGUGGACAAACUUGGAGCGCAUAUGAGCAGGUCCACCCAAAGAAAAGUAGGCUCUUGUGUCGAGAGAAGCUGAGUGAUUUGUUCUGUGUCAUUCAGAAUUUUAAAUCAAGCAUUCAACGAUUUAGAACAAAAAAAGUUGAGAGCAUUAAUCCUGAAGUGUUGUCCUCAGAUAAGGAAUCGAUAACAAGUAAGUUUGCGAAGUAAGUGGAGCAAAGAAGGAUAUGCAAGUGAUUCAUGCACAGGGUGGAGGGAGGAUUGAGAUGGUGCCGCAAGCGAGCAAGAAACCCCAAUGUGCGGCGCUGACCGACAAUGCAUCAGCAGGAGAGCAUCUUUUGUGGAGACGGAGGUAACAGCGUGGCUGCGUCCGCCAUGAAUACGGAUGGGUCGUACUCGAUGUGUUAAAAGUUAAUUUUGAGAAGUAAUGCAUAUGCAUGCUGAGAAUUAAAGCAUAUGAAUGUAUUAUGAGAUUUCCAGAACUAUCUAUUAUGCUGAAUUUAUAAGAUUAUAGAGGCUACAAAUAUGCUCAAGAGAUAA
Zingiber officinale is the source of this 2169-nucleotide messenger RNA. RefSeq lists its product as uncharacterized. The record is from RefSeq and is a predicted model, not a curated record. Gene Ontology annotation, molecular function: protein dimerization activity. The transcript has 3 exons. NCBI's taxonomy places the organism in Eukaryota, Viridiplantae, Streptophyta, Magnoliopsida, Zingiberales, Zingiberaceae. The coding region runs from base 175 to 1839 and encodes 554 amino acids.